Dimorphilus gyrociliatus is the source of this 1001-nucleotide messenger RNA. The record is from the annotation of a GenBank genome assembly. Lineage: Eukaryota; Metazoa; Annelida; Polychaeta; Dinophilidae.
UUAUACCACAUCUGGUAUCCAAACCAGUAACCGUAAGUUCGGAACAUGACGAAAUUCAAUGAUUUACCAUCGGAUGACAACAGCUAUCUGUUUGACCCAAAGAUCUUGAAAGAUAUUAAUUGGGAGAACGCUACAUGUACUUUUAAAAAUAAUAUAUCAAUCGCCAAUCCCGGAGACUCUUUAGUGAUGAGACCUUUGAGAGAUGAUGACUUUCAUCAAGAUUAUUUAGAGUUACUUGGCCAAUUAACUAAAGUUGGUAAAAUUGAAGAGGAGACAUUUUUCAAGAGAUUUGAAGAAAUGAAGGAAUGCUGUGGUACCUAUUACAUAAUUGUCAUUGAGGAUUUAAAAAAUAAUCGAAUUAUUGGAACAAGCAGUCUGAUCAUUGAACAUAAGUUUAUACACACAGCUGGUCAAAGAGGAAGAAUUGAAGACGUAGUUGUUGAUAAUGAAUUCAGAGGCAAGCAACUAGGAAAAUUAUUAGUUCAAGCUCUUGUAUUGGUUGCCAAAAAAUUAGGCGUUUAUAAAAUAUCUCUUGAAUGUAAGAUUCAUAAUAUUCCUUUUUAUGAACUAUUUGGCUUUAAGAAAGAUGAACAAUCAUUUAUGAUUCAAAGAUUUGAAGAGAUGUACUAGAGAAAAGAGAAUUCAUCUUCUAAUAAAGGGGUUAUCAAACAUUAAUUUUAUCAUAUUUUACAUUUUUCCCAAUUAUUUUCUUAUAUCAUUCUUACUACUUAAUUUUCGAAAAAAUCAAUACAUUUCUCUUUUUAAAUGUAUAAAAUAAUACAAGACUAUUUACUAGGCUUUCAUUUUUCUACAUAUUGAUCUUCCUUUAAGUUCCGAAACAUAAACCUAAACUUAGGCCUAAUGCAAAAUGUUUGAACGGGUCUCUCUAAAUACCAAAUCUUUUAUAGUUUACAAUCACUCCAGAUGCCUCAAUUAUUAAUUAUCAUUACAAAUCUAAUUGUAAAAUUCUCUUUAAUUUAACUUAAUAACUUAACUCAUAG